AUGUCCGAACAAACCGCCGACGCCGGCGCCGCGAAGACGCCCGCGGACUUCUUGAAGUCCAUCAAGGGGAAGCAGGUCGUCGUGAAGCUCAACAGCGGCGUGGACUACCGCGGCGUCCUCGCGUGCUUGGACGGGUACAUGAACAUCGCGAUGGAGGAGACGGAGGAGUACGUGAACGGUCAGCUGAAGAACAAGUACGGCGACGCGUUCAUCCGCGGGAACAACGUGCUGUACAUCAGCACGGUGAAGGACAAGUGA
This is a messenger RNA of Micromonas pusilla CCMP1545, 258 nucleotides long. RefSeq lists its product as uncharacterized. Gene Ontology annotation, cellular component: sno(s)RNA-containing ribonucleoprotein complex; nucleolus; U6 snRNP. The record is from RefSeq and is a predicted model, not a curated record. Lineage: Eukaryota; Viridiplantae; Chlorophyta; Mamiellophyceae; Mamiellales; Mamiellaceae. Gene Ontology annotation, biological process: mRNA splicing, via spliceosome; maturation of SSU-rRNA. The transcript is spliced from 2 exons. Gene Ontology annotation, molecular function: RNA binding. Bases 1 to 258 code for a protein of 85 amino acids.